AUGGUUCAUCCAGAAUUCAACGUUAGAGGAUCAAUCUUCUUUGUGGUUCUGAAGAGGAGUAUAUUACAUUCACGUUUAACCAUCUUGGAUAUGAAGUCUCCAACUGAAUCCCUUACAGGGUAUAAGCCUCUGAAGAAGCGAAAACAAGAAAACAAACCACAGGAGAUGGGAAGUGCUACUGGAGGAAAUAAAGCAGCUUCUCAGGAGACAGGUUCUGCGGGAAAUGGGGUGAGGCCAGCAUUAAUGGUUAGUAUUGAUCUGCAGCAAGCAGGAAGAGCUGACUCUCAGUCAACAGUAACUGACGAUUUGGACACCAUCCAAAAAAAUGAAGAAAUUAAGCAAUAUAAUGAUGGGUUGGUGUUUGUUCCCCAAGAAGACGCUAUUGGAGUUCUUAAAUCCAAACCUGAAAACCAUCCCGAGAUUUUUAGGAAAACAUCAGACUUUGAGGGUCAAAAGACAGAUAUCCAGCAAAAUGAAAACAGACAAAUGGAAUUUCAGCAAAAUGUGAGCAGGCGGUUGGAAAGUAAACACAGUGAGAACAAACAGGUAGAACCUAAAUGUGAAAGCAAGCAUGAAAACAGACAAAUGGAAGUGAAACACAAUGAAAAUAGACAGACAGAAUCAAAACAAAACGAGAGCAGGCAAAUGGAGAUGAAACAAAAUGAGGGAAAACAAAAUAAUGGCAAGCAGGAAAUAAGGCAGAGGCCUGAAGUGCCAAAACAGAAGAAUGAAGGCAGGCCUGAAACACCAAAGCAUAGACAUGAUAACAGGAGGGACUCAAGUAAACCACUUUCAGAUAAGAAAAUUGAAAUAUCUAGGCAUAAACUAGAUGUGAAAUUUGAUCCUUCAAGGAUAAAAUCUGAAAGUAGAUCUGAUCCAACAAAACAAAGGCCUGAUGGGCAUUCAGUUUCUGGUACACUGAGACGUGACCAUGAUAGUCUUAAACAAAUAUCUGAGGACAGGGAAGAGUCAGAGAGAUACAGAGGAGAUCCAUCCAAGAUUAGAAGGCCUGAAUAUUUGAGAUCCUCAAACAAAAAUGAACAUGAUUCUAAACAUGUUAUUAAAUCUGAUGGUUCAAAAAUUGAGAAAUUUGAAAGGAAACACAGGCAUGAGUCUGGAGAAUCAAGGGAAAGGUUUUCUUCUGGGGAUCAGAAAUCAAGACCUGACAGCCCUCGCAUUAAACAGGACAAUUCUAGUAAAUCAAGACCUGAUAAACCUGCUUUUAAAUCACCCAACAGCAAGGAUGAACGAAGGACAGAUGGUAAUAAGAGUAAAGCAGAUAAUAAUAAAGCAUAUGCUGACAGUAAAGCAGAGUUUCCCAGUUAUUUACUGGGGGCAAGAUCUGGCUCAUUGAAACAUUUUGUCAUUCCAAAAAUCAAGCGUGAUAAAGAUGGCAACAUCACUCAGGAGUCAAGAAAAACUGAAUUUAAAGGUGAUCAGAAGGAUAAAGUAGAGAAGAUUGGGCUAGUUGAAGAUCUAAAUAAAGGAGCUAAGCCUGUAGUUGUCCUUCAAAAGCUUUCAUUGGAUGAUGUGCAGAAAUUUAUUAAGGAUAGAGAAGAUAAAUCAAGGGGGUCUUUUAAACCUAACAAGAACAAGUCAUCUAAAUCUAAUAAAG
Molecule: messenger RNA, 1615 nt
Organism: Merops nubicus (carmine bee-eater)
Lineage: Eukaryota; Metazoa; Chordata; Aves; Coraciiformes; Meropidae
Product: nipped-B-like protein
Exons: 3
Source: RefSeq, a predicted model, not a curated record